GACCGGGGCGCAGCUGCCUUCUUCCCCAGACACCAGCUGCCCCUGCCUGUCCAGGGCUGAGUGUCCACCAUUCCCGCCUGUCUGGAGGGUGCCGGGCAGGGAGCUGCACUCCUCCGUCAGGCCGGAGGCGUGGGGCCGUGCAGCGAAGGGCGCGAGGAUCUGAAAGCGGGUCGCCUGGGAGACCCCGAAGCGACCCCGGGGGUGGCACAGGUCGUAUGCAGGCCUGGGCGACCUCUCCUAGGUUGGGGGCGAUGGGGACAGGAGCCCCGCAGAGCCUCCUGCUCCUCCUCCUCCUCCUCCCCAUGCUGUUGCCACGCGGGGCCUCGGCGGGGAGCCUGCACAGCCCAGGCCUGUCCGAGUGCUUCCAGGUGAAUGGCGCCGACUACCGCGGCCGCCAGAACCACACGGGCCCGCGCGGGACCGGCCGCCCUUGCCUCUUCUGGGACCAGACGCAGCAGCACAGCUACAGCAGCGCCCGGGACCCGCAGGGCCGCUGGGGGCUGGGAGCGCACAACUUCUGCCGGAACCCAGACGGCGACGUGCAGCCGUGGUGCUACGUGGCCGAGACGGAGGAGGGCAUCUACUGGCGCUACUGCGACAUCCCCACCUGCCACAUGCCCGGGUACCUGGGCUGCUUCGUGGACUCGGGAGCACCCCCGGCCCUCAGCGGCCCCAGCGGCACCUCGACGAAGCUCACGGUCCAGGUGUGCCUCCGCUUCUGCCGCAUGAAGGGCUACCAGCUGGCGGGCGUGGAGGCUGGCUACGCCUGCUUCUGCGGCUCCGAGGGCGACUUGGCUCGGGGUCGCCCAGCGCCGGCCACCGACUGUGACCAGAUCUGCUUCGGCCACCCCGGCCAGCUGUGCGGCGGCGAUGGGCGCCUGGGAGUCUACGAAGUGUCGGUGGGCUCCUGCCAGGGGAACUGGACGGCGCCUCAGGGCGUCAUCUACUCCCCGGACUUCCCGGAUGAGUACGGGCCGGACCAGAACUGCAGCUGGGCGCUCGGCCCGCCGGGCGCGGCUCUGGAGCUCACCUUCCGCCUCUUCGAGCUGGCAGACCCGCGCGACCGCCUGGAGCUGCGCGACGCGGCCUCGGGCAGCCUGCUCCGCGCCUUCGACGGCGCCCGCCCGCCGCCGACCGGGACGCUGCACCUGCGCGCCGCUGCGCUGCUUCUCACCUUCCGCAGCGACGCGCGUGGCCACGCGCAGGGCUUCGCGCUCACCUACCGUGGCGUGCAGGAUGCUUCGGAGAACCCGGUGCUCCCCAAGGGCUCGGCCCAGACCCCUGCGGUGCUCCCCUACGGGACCAACGUGAGCUGCAGCCCCCGGCCUGGGGCUCCGGAGGCCACAAUGGGGGCCCGGGUCUUCUCGACAGUGAUGGCCAUCUCAGUGUUGCUGCUGCUGUUGCUGCUGCUGUUGCUACUGCUGUCGCUGCUACGCCUGCUGCGCCGACGGAGCUGUCUACUGGCUCCAGGAAAAGGGCCCCCGCCCUUGAGGCCUUCCCAGGGCUCUGGGAGAAGUUGGGCUGUGUGGUACCGCCGUCCUGGAGGGGUGGCACUGCCCUGCCCUCCUGGGGACUCCCAGGCUGAGGGUCUAGCCUCGACUUACCGCCCCCUGAGCGCCUCCAGCCAGAGUUCCCUGCGUUCACUCAUCUCUGCUCUCUGACUCAGGACCCCCAGGGUCCAUUGGAUCCUCCAACAGUGUGAUGGACACCCGAGACUCUAUGCCGCACUCUACCUUGGCCUUCCACUUUUUUAAGGGCAGUUCUGCCUCUGUUCAUCUCUCAGAGGUCAGAUGUCGGACAAGAAGCAUCUGGUACUAUUAUUGGGAACUUGGCCUAACUCUAGGUGUCCAGAUGGUCCAGGCCAAAUGGCAAGAGGAAUCGGCUCCCCUCCUCAUAGACCUUGAUAAGGAGCUCUCUGAUUUCAGGGUCUUGGAGCCCCUCUGGGGGUAGUCUUGGACUGCUGCCCUAAGUGAAAUGUGAGAGAUCAACAAAAGUGGUCAAAAGACCAGACACAGACUUUGAAUAAAG
This is a messenger RNA of Eptesicus fuscus (big brown bat), 2028 nucleotides long. RefSeq names its product kringle containing transmembrane protein 2 (gene KREMEN2). The transcript has 10 exons. Gene Ontology annotation, biological process: multicellular organism development; Wnt signaling pathway. The record is from RefSeq and is a predicted model, not a curated record. NCBI's taxonomy places the organism in Eukaryota, Metazoa, Chordata, Mammalia, Chiroptera, Vespertilionidae. Gene Ontology annotation, cellular component: plasma membrane. The coding region runs from base 216 to 1661 and encodes 481 amino acids.